AUGGCCGCGGACCAGGAGCAGGACCAGUUGCGGGCUUACGGGCUACGCCCCGAGUCGCGGGUUCUGAUCAUCAUGACUGGGGGAACGAUAUGUAUGCGUCCCUCGCCGUCAGGAUUUAUACCAGCCCGUGGAUUCCAGCAGGCAGCUCUGGAGCCGUCCCCAACGUUCAACGAUGGCUCCGAGCCAGGCGAGUUCGACGUUGUGGUCAACGCUUCCGGGGAGCGAGUUGGCCAUCGCACCCUCCGCACCCCGAUGAGCAGCUAUAAUGCUCGUGUGCGUUAUGCAGUGUACGAAUUCGAAGAAUUGCUAGACAGCAGCUCCAUCGAUGCAAAGGGCUGGGCUCAGAUCGCCAGGACGAUUUCCUGGAACUACACGCUCUUCGACGCGUUUGUCGUGCUCCAUGGCACAGAUAGUUUGGCAUAUACCUGUUCUGCGCUGAGCUUCAUGCUGCAAAACCUAGGCAAGCCGGUGAUUCUGACGGGUAGCCAGACGCCAAUGUUGCAGCUUCAGAACGAUGCGGCUGAUAACCUGCUUGGAUCGCUGGUGAUAGCAGGCCAUUUUAUGAUUCCGGAAGUGUGCUUGUAUUUCAACGGAAAGCUGUUCCGGGGCAACAGGACGACCAAAGUGGCUGCCAGUGAAUUUGCGGCCUUUGCGUCUCCGAAUGCACCGCCGCUGGCUACGACCUCCUCGAUGAAGACAAAUGUUUCGUGGGACCUGGUGCAUAAGCCUAAGAAUAUAGAGCAUUUCAGCAUCCAGACGAACCUGGAUACCACGCACGUUGCCUGUCUACGCAUUUUCCCUGGCAUACAGCCUGAGAUGGUCGAUUCCGUCCUUCGACUUUCCGGACUACGGGGACUGGUGCUGGAGACUUUUGGUGCCGGCAACGCGCCUGGCGGACAGGAUAAUCGCAUGACCAAGGUGCUCGCAGAUGCGAUAAAACGAGGAAUUGUUAUCGUCAAUGUUACUCAAUGCAUGUCUAUCUGGAAGCGUGGCUCCACUCUUACCAAGCUCGCCUACCUGCUUGCAAUGCACGAUGCUACUCCUGAGUCUGUGGCGCGAGACAUGUCCCUGUCCCUACGCGGAGAGCUAUCAGACCACGGCCAUCCUCUUUUCAGACACCCCGACGGUGCUCUACCCGAUCGAAUCAAGAGUCUCACCGCGCUAGGAUACGCCAUUUCUCACGGUGAUCUAGGCCAGGUGACGGAUAUCAUGCGAGGAGACCAGAAAUGGCUCCUCAACGACGCCGACUAUUCCGGCAACACCCCAUUGCACUUGGCCGCCACGUCUCCAAACAUCUCUAUCCUACGCUACUUUCUUCUCCACGGUAGCUCAGUGCACAUCCGAAACAACACCGGCAAGACACCGCUGUUUCUAGCGGCCAACGCCGGCACGGUCGACCAUGUAGAACUACUACGCCGAUCCGGAGCCCAUCUACACGCCGACGAGCUCCCUGUAGCCGAACUACACGCUAAACAGAAGCCGGACAUCUGGGCCUUGGCUGGCGUAGAGAUCGAGUCCUCGACCAAGCAGAACGGCGAGAAAGCCGAGAUUCUCAGGGUUGAAGCUGAGGCCGAGAGUAGACGGAGUUCUGGAACCAACACGCCCAACGGACACUGCAAGCAGGCUCUCACUGGCCUCUCUCCGGCUGCCGCGGGCGUGUGA
This is a messenger RNA of Arthroderma uncinatum, 1662 nucleotides long. Its product is annotated as lysophospholipase. Gene Ontology annotation, molecular function: asparaginase activity; protein binding. The transcript has 4 exons. The record is from RefSeq and is a predicted model, not a curated record. The coding region runs from base 1 to 1662 and encodes 553 amino acids. Lineage: Eukaryota; Fungi; Ascomycota; Eurotiomycetes; Onygenales; Arthrodermataceae.